UAUUCAGAUCMRUACAGAACGACGAAGAAAACAGAAGAAAACUUUAGCUGUGAAGUAUUGCACCUUWUUGCUCRAAGUAUYCUCAAGUGUGACUGAAUACUGCUUGAAUCAUGGUCAGACUGUUUGUUGCGUUCAUUGCGUUGUGCCUCAUCAACGAUGCCUUCCCAGCACCGGCCAAACCGAAAGAUCGUUGCUCCGAUGUAAUGGACAUUGCAUUCAUACUGGAUGCUAAACUUAGCUUAUCUACUUGGAAAAAGUUGUUACGUGUAUCUAAGAAGAUUGUGGACGAAAUUGRUGCAUCUGAAGACGGUAAUCAUUUUGCUGUCAUGACCUUCAGCACCGAACCACAAAUUGAUAURARAUUCAACAAAUACAACGGAUCAGAUCUCAGCCGUGAAAAGAUCAAUGGUGACAUCGAUGGUUUAAAAAGAAAAACAGGCUAUAAGUUUAUUGAUAGAGCACUUCUUGCAGCASAGAAAGAAGUGUUUACURUUGAGGCUGGUAUGAGACAGAAAGCCAGGAAGGUUGCCGUUGUCAUAACAGAUGGCAUACAAACAAAGAACAGAGGUCAGUUUGUGAAUCUAUACGAAGCUUCCAAUGGCCUGAAAUCGAAAGGUGUCGAAAUUUACUCAGUAGGAGUGGGUGAGGACAUUGAUGUGCUGGAGUUGCUGGACAUGGCCAGCUCAGAGGACAAURUAUUUGGUGGAYGGUMUAUUUUAAGUGAGUUUGGUGAAUUCAAAAACUCAUUUUGUUAAUCCAAUUCAAUAGGCCGUUUCCAUGGUGUCCUCAUCUUACUACCACUAUCAAAAUGCUUCGCGAAUUUUCUUUCUCAUUCAAACUCUUAUUUCCUCAURAGAAUAGUGAGACAAUUGGUGGCAAUUAACCGAACAAAAGAAAGUGUGCAAGUGUUUCUGGUAGUGGUAGUAAAGACGCUAUAAUGCCAGUGACCUUCUCAAUUUAAUUUAUUUCGAGCUAUAAUUUUCAAUUAAAGAUAAUUACGAAAUAAAUUAAUAUUACAUGUACAUUUACAAACUAAUUAUUAUAUUACAAUACUUUUAAAUUUGUAUGUGCCUAGAACCUAAAUAAAUGUGUUUUUUUUUUCUAGUUAGGCUUUUGAAUAAAGUAUGUUAAAUGUAA
This is a messenger RNA of Actinia tenebrosa (Australian red waratah sea anemone), 1137 nucleotides long. Its product is annotated as collagen alpha-1(XII) chain. The record is from RefSeq and is a predicted model, not a curated record. NCBI's taxonomy places the organism in Eukaryota, Metazoa, Cnidaria, Anthozoa, Actiniaria, Actiniidae.